This is a messenger RNA of Agrilus planipennis (emerald ash borer), 2302 nucleotides long. RefSeq names its product neutral and basic amino acid transport protein rBAT-like. The transcript is spliced from 3 exons. Gene Ontology annotation, biological process: carbohydrate metabolic process. The record is from RefSeq and is a predicted model, not a curated record. Lineage: Eukaryota; Metazoa; Arthropoda; Insecta; Coleoptera; Buprestidae. The coding region runs from base 392 to 2218 and encodes 608 amino acids.
AAAUUUGAAAUGUAAAUAGAAACUGUUGGGUACAAAGCGCUCUCUGUUGGAAAAGCGUAAUCGAUUUGCAACCUUAUUCGCGCGUCGACGUCGCGACGCCGACGCCAAGACGAUCGUACAAUAAAUUCACAACAAAUGGACUGCUAUUUUUGUCUUGGCACAAAUGACAACCACGUGACGUUGUACUCAUUCGUUUAGCACAUUAAUAUAUACAGUAAUAUAAUCCUGUACAUGCAUCUAGCAUGUACAAUGGUAUGUAAUAAACACAUAUGCAUUGGUAGAGAUGUCAAUUCAUUAAAUUGUGAAUUAACGCGACGCCAUUUGUUUUACGAAAAUAUCAAGUGUCGUGCUCCACGGAAGUAAUUUUUUAUUUGCAAGCGGAAAGUUAACAAUGGAAGGUUUAUUACGAGUGCAAAAUCCAGUGACUGCAAGGUCAUAUUUGGGAGAUGAUACAACAUCAACGUGUGCGCUUAUCACACCUUCUCCACCUACAAACGCACUCAUAAACCCAUUGCCGGAAGAACAAGAAAACAUUGACAAUUACAUAAAUCCAGAUGAGCUUGCCAUUAAAUUGAAACACAUGAAAGAUAUAGAUCAGUCAGAUAAAAAAUCUACUUCUUCCAGUAACUGCUCAUUAGCAGAACCUCCAUCGACAACCUUACUGAACAAUCACUAUCUUCAUAUGCCCAAAGACGAAAAUAUUGUCACUCAGGAAGCCCCUGGUAAAGUGCAACCGUUACAAAUGACUUUUAAGAAUCCUCCCGAAAAUUAUUUCUUUAUGAAAUGGAACUGGAUUCUAAUAAGGAAAAUUUCGGCUUGGAUGUUCUUGUCGAUCAUGGUAGCAAUGUUGGGGAUUGUUAUAGCAAUGAUUUGGACUCUGCCGAAAAAAUGUAACCCCGUCACGCAAUGGUAUCAAGGGAAUUUAAUGUACGAAGUUUUUCCCGCUAGUUUUCCCGAUACGAACGGUGACGGUAUAGGAGAUUUCAAGGGGCUCUCCCUUAAGGCAAACUAUCUCAAAUCAUUAGGAGUACGAAUAUUACGUUUGAACUCCAUUUUUGUAUCAAAAGAUUAUCCGGAUGAUUACAAAAACAACACGUCGCUUACGAAAAUUGCCACGCCGCUGGGAGAUAUAAAAGAUUUUGCAAUAAUGGUAAAUACAAUGCAUACGAAAAACAUUUCGCUUGUUCUCGACCUGCCACUUUGGCCGUAUUUAAAAAAACUAGGACAUCUUGAAGAGAAACUGAAUUUGAAUUCGACGAAUGCGAUAGUAGAUGAUCCCGUAGGGGACAUAACAGAGUUUUGGCUGGAGAAAGGAGUCGAUGGUUUUUUUUUGCAAGGUAUCGAACAUUUCGCGAACAGCAACGACUUUCCGAAAUUCUUGAGACGUUGGAAGAAAAUUGUCGGCCAAGACAAAAUCCUUAUAAUAGACGAAGCAGUUUUAAACGUGGCACCCAAAAGUUCCGUAAAUACCAUUUACAUGAAUGUCGAUCUGGUAAAGGUCAACGUACCUAUAGAAGAAGGUACGCUUAAACUAAGCAAUUUUUUUUCGUCGAUAUUUAACAGUACGCUGUUUUCGAAAGCUAACAUGCCUUGGAUCCUAUGGACUUUGGGUGAUGAGUCCAGCGUGCGUAUGGCUGAUCGUCUUCCUUACAAAAACGGGACUUUAGGGGCUACACUUCUACAAAUGAUGCUUCCUGGGACACCCUGUAUUUUUUAUGGUGAUGAAAUAGGCCUGACACGAAUCAUUGAUUUGCAUGGAGACAGGAAAGAUGUUGAACAUUUACACCAUUUAGCUCCAAUGAAAUGGGAACAAACCGAAAGACAAUUUACUCGGAAAGAUUUAUUACCAUGGAAUCAUGGGAUUCAAGCGACCGUCAGUUUCAAUCAGUUAGAACUCAUUUCUAAAGCAGUCAUUUUACGAAGUGAUUCGCCAGCGAUUUACUUAAAUUCUAUUAACAGGGAUGGCGUAAACAAAGCAAAUGCGGAAGUAAAAUAUGCGAACGAUGAAAUCAUGGUACUGCAUAGAUGGUACCCAAGGAGAAAAUCGUACGUGGUUCUAUCCAAUUUGGGCAAAAAUCGUUUUGAAGCCGAUUUAUCGAAAUAUUUGUACUCCGGAGAAAUUAUAAUAGGACCCACACCCGAAUCGAAACUAGAAAGUCUAUCCUUUAAAAAUAUAUCCCUUUGGCCAGGUGAAUCAGUAAUAGUAUUCGUUAAUUAAUCUUUUUUUUUUAUUACAUAUUUCUCAAACAAAACAGACCAAACAUUUUGAAUAGUACCGUUUUAAAUAAACUUGUAAAGUUAU